Molecule: messenger RNA, 1532 nt
Organism: Rhodofomes roseus
Lineage: Eukaryota; Fungi; Basidiomycota; Agaricomycetes; Polyporales; Fomitopsidaceae
Product: tetrapyrrole biosynthesis uroporphyrinogen III synthase
Exons: 3
Coding region: 180-1166 (328 amino acids)
Biological process (GO): uroporphyrinogen III biosynthetic process
Molecular function (GO): uroporphyrinogen-III synthase activity
Source: RefSeq, a predicted model, not a curated record
CAUCACCUCGGCCUACACGACUCACCGGCCUGCAGACGUUGUUUCUCCCAUCAUAGCAUGCUCAAACAGUCCCUACCCAACCCACCGACCAUGCUUUCCUUGGCCGCCUCUUCCGCAACACCUCCACUGCACUCAAUCAACUUCAAUUCUGUCCCCUCAUAGGAUCGCAGCACCCCGCCAUGGCUCACGUCCUGCUCCUGCGUGCACCCACCCGCGACGGCCCCGACCGGUACGAGUCCGCGCUCGCCGACAAGGGCCUCACGCCCGCAUCCGUCCCCGUCGUCGAGACGGGCUACACCAACCUCGACAAGCUGAAGGAGGUGAUCGUCGCGGGCCCGGAGCGCGGCGGGUUCGGCGGGGUGGUCGUGACGAGCGCGCGGAGCUGCGAGGCGUGGAAGGCGGUCGUGCUCGAGCUCGUCGGGGAGGAGGCGAACUCGGAGCCAGGCGACGCGGCGCAGUGGUCGACCGUCCCGUUCUACGUCGUCGGCGAGGCGACCGCUGCCGCGCUGCUCUCCAUCCGCGCGAUCGUCGGGGCCUACACGCAGUACGCGCCCUCCGAGGAGAACGUCCGCGGUGCCGCGAGCACGGGCACCUCCGAGAAGCUCGCGCGGCUCAUCGUCGCCGAGCUCGCGGACGCCCCGCGCGACGACCCGCGCCGGACGCUGCUCUACCUCAUGGGCGACAAGAACCGGGACACACUCCCGAGGGUGCUCGAGGAGGGUGGCGUGCGCGCGGAGCCCGUGCAAGUGUACGAGACGCAUGGGUCCGCGACGUUCAACGCGGAUUUGGAGGGGGCGAUCAGAGGUGCGGCGGGUGAGCCAGAGGGGAGGGUGGAGAAGGUGCUGGAGAAGGUGAUGCACCCGGGGUCGUCGUCGCCUGCACGUUCAGAGCGGCCUACGCACUGGUGGAUCGUCUACUUCGCCCCCUCCGAGGCAGAGUUCACCACACCCAUCCUUCGCGAGCACUUUAUUCUCUUGUGUGACAACGGCGACUCCGCCGGCCCCGCAAACGCGAAGCCCGUCGCGCGCAUCGCGUCGAUAGGUCCAACGACGGGCGAUUUCCUGCGGAACAACAUGGGUCUGAGAGUCGAUGUCGUCUCGCCAAAGCCAGGCCCUGUUCCUUUGGCGGAGGCAAUCGCAGACUUCGACAGUACACAUCCUUGGUGAUAAGCGGGUCCUCGCAGGGCGCGGUUGUGCAUGUCUGUGUAUUAAUAGGACAGAAGACGAUAGAAUGGAACGUGUACUACCAUGCUGCGUAUCCAGACGCGAUUCGCGAUGCCAAAGCAGUUCAAAGACAGAAGGACUUCCUACCAUCUACCAGUUGCAUCGGAGCGAUGCGGUGGAUAACUUCAAAGCCACAGCACACCAUGAAACAGACCUUCACACAACGCUGGGGUCGGUUAUCGUCUUGGACCACUCAACCGGUAACAGCAGCGAUAUAUGCUCUUGUUACGAGAUGAGAGUUGAAGGUGCAGACCAUAGCUUACUCCUGAACAUUCCCCUUCAUGUAUGACACCCUGAUGGUCUGUGCGU